Messenger RNA from Candidula unifasciata, 730 nucleotides. NCBI's taxonomy places the organism in Eukaryota, Metazoa, Mollusca, Gastropoda, Stylommatophora, Geomitridae. The record is from the annotation of a GenBank genome assembly.
AUGGCUGAAAACGACAAACGAGUCCUCGCCAUUCAAAGCACUGUAGUGUUCGGUUAUGUGGGCAAUAAGAGUGCUACAUUUCCCCUACAGCUACAUGGCUAUGAUGUCAGCACAAUCAACUCAGUCCAGUUCUCCAAUCACACAGGUUAUGGCAAAUGGAAAGGUCAGAUCUUGGACGCUGAGGAAGUGGCUGAUUUGUUUGAGGGUCUCAGAAUUAAUAAUCUGCUCAAUUUCUCCUUUGUACUGACUGGCUACAUUGGAUCAGAAACUUUCCUACAGAAAGUUGGAGAUACAAUUAAAGAAAUGAAGUCAAAAAACCCGAGUCUGAUCUAUGUUUGUGAUCCUGUGAUGGGGGAUAAUGGACAUUUGUAUGUGAGUGAGAAGCUGGUUCCAGUAUACAGAACUGAGAUCGUAGAACAAGCUGAUAUCAUCACACCCAACCAGUUUGAACUGCAACUGUUGACCCAGCUGCCUGUGGGAACUGAGGAGGAAGCUUUGGCAGCCAUGAGUAAACUCCACGACAGAGGUUGUAAAGCCAGGAGCAUGACAGAGUCCAGGCAGUAUCGUCUGAAGAUGCCAAUAAUUGAUGCCAUCUUUACUGGUACUGGAGACCUGUUUGCUGCAUCAUUUCUGGCAUUUAUAGACAAACACACAGAUUUGAAGGUGGCUUUGGAGAAAACUGUGAGUGUUGUACAAAAAGUGAUCCGUCGAACAAUUGAGCAUGCCAGAG